Molecule: messenger RNA, 1561 nt
Organism: Sceloporus undulatus (fence lizard)
Lineage: Eukaryota; Metazoa; Chordata; Lepidosauria; Squamata; Phrynosomatidae
Product: cytochrome c oxidase assembly factor 1 homolog
Exons: 6
Coding region: 411-830 (139 amino acids)
Biological process (GO): mitochondrial respiratory chain complex I assembly; mitochondrial respiratory chain complex IV assembly
Cellular component (GO): mitochondrial inner membrane
Source: RefSeq, a predicted model, not a curated record
GUUAAUCUGCCUGACCAAACAUUUAGAACAUGAAUCUAACAUGGAACAUGGAUAUAACAUCUUCCUUGUAGUUGUUGCACUUAGCUAUACAGUUCAGAUCUGCUGCUUAGUGCCCUGUUGGCAGCUUUAGAUGAAUGAGAAAUGCCACAAGAUGUCCUUAAACUUAGCUUUAUUCCAGUGAGAACUGAAAGCCAAAGAGCUUCAUGGAACACAAGCUAAAGUUGAUGUUCGUCUAAUCUAUGGUAAUAGAGGCAGCAAAGGCAACUUUCUUCUCUGCGUUUAUUGGGCCUGCAAGCAGCCAGCCAGCCAAGCUGUUUUGAGUGAUCAGAGGUCUUUUACACACAGUCCCAAGAGAAGAAAAUCCAGACCACGUAGCAACCUGCUGUGAACAGCUUGCCAGGGAAUAAAACAUGCCAGCAUCCUUGAGAAAACUUCGGCAAAUGGCUAUUUAUCUGGGACUUUUAUCUACUGGAGGAAGCGCUCUUAUGUAUUAUUUCAUGCAAAAGAGUUUUGCAAGAACACAAUACUAUCAGAAGGCUCUUGAACAGCUUCAUAAAGACCCAGCAGCCCUGGAGGCACUUGGUGCUCCUCCUGUCAAAGUACAUUUCGUCAGACUGACAGACAAGAGUAAUUGCGUGGAUGUAUCACAAGCUCAGCUAAAGAUACCUGUGUCCGGAACAAAGGCAGCUGGAUAUCUUCAAGUCAGCUCAGAAAAAGAUUUCUCCCUUAACAAUUGGUGUCUGAAGGAAGUCACGCUGCAACUCUGCAACGGCCAAAAUAUUCCAGUGUACCCCUCUUCUGUGAAGAAUGCUGCUGGACAAGAUGUAUAAAACUGCAGUUUGUAUUACUUAUAUCCUCAUGUGAAAGGAACAGUCUAGAUGAUUGUCUCAAAAUAUGCAAUGUUUUUUGUAUUUUACAUUGCUGCAUCCCCCAAUGGCUCAAAAGUCAAGCAUAGCAGGGGUGAUAAUAGGCCAGAAGAUGCUCAAGUAUUAUUUUUCCACGUUUAAAUACUCUAGUCAGACCACAAAGGACAGUUUUGCUGACAGAUCACUUUUUUCCAGCAAAAGUGUGAGGGAAUUCCUCUCUCCUACAAAUGACCACUUGUACCUGUCCUCUAAAAACUGCUCCAUAGUGCUGGAAAACCCAUCAGAGCAUAUAGAUUGCAUGCAGCCUGCAGGGCAUGCUUUGCACUCCUGAUUUGUGGCAUGGGAGCAUUACUGUGUAAAAAAAUGAAGUGUGUGUGUGUGUGUGCAUGUAUAUGGGAAAUUAAGGAUAGUAACUGAGCCCUGCUGUCUAUUCCCAUCACCUGCAGUUCAAAAAGACUUUUUAAAUUUUUAUCUCUUGGGAUUUUAAACAUGGCACACAUGUGGACAUGUUUAGAUGUUUUCUUGAAAAUCUUCUAUUUAAUUCUUUAAUGAUAAUGAGCUGAUUCUAAACUUAUAGAUUUAAGUGAGCUUGAGAAGUGGGGACAAGAGACAGAGCAAGGAUGCAUGGUAGGAAGUUUCUACUUUAAGGCAUUUAUCUGCCUAAACAAGAGUAAAGCGUUGCCAACCUUUAGUUC